AUGUCCAUAUUUGGAAGUCGUGGGUGCGGCGUCAAGAAAAUGAAUGAUUUCAGUCGUUUCACUGAACGGCCUCACUCACCUUUUUAUCAGUGCUGGAGAAAGGAGAUGAUUUGGUCGAUCUUUUGUUGUACUUUCUGCCUAUUGUUACAUGGUUCCCUAUCGGAGAGUUCGACUGCAAACGAUGGAGCAAAGUCACGACACGCUGUAGAUCCCUGUAUAAAGCACGGCAUCCUUGCCCAAGGUUGGAGAAAUGUUAACAAUGCGAGAGAUGUGGAUAAAAGAGGGAACACACACUGUGAUAAAGGCAAUGAUUUCCCCGGUUGGUACAGAUUCAGAGGCGGUGCUGGAAACAAAAUGCUAGAUAAGUGUCCGACAUCGCGAAAAAGAUGUGGGACUCACGCCCCGAUGUGGCUGACUGAAAGUCAUCCGACGGUCCAAGCGGGAGUGACCAGCAUCAAAGCCUGUGCAUAUUGGAUUAGCAAUUGUACUUGGUCAGACACUGUCAAGGUUAAGUUGUGUCUGGCAGGUUUCUACGUCUACUAUUUGCCAAAGGUUCCAGAAUGUUCUCUGGCGUACUGCGGUGAAUCACAUGAUUUGUGUCUUGACAACAACGGAGGUUGCGAGCGCAAGUGUAGCAUGGUCAACGAUACCGCAGUGUGCUCUUGUCCAAAGGGUUUCCGCCUUGCUAGUAAUAAGAAGACUUGCGGUGAGUUGGAACUUAACUUUGAUGUCGCUUACGUAGCAAUACAAGAUCGCCGUUUAUGA
Messenger RNA from Lingula anatina, 765 nucleotides. RefSeq names its product oncoprotein-induced transcript 3 protein. NCBI's taxonomy places the organism in Eukaryota, Metazoa, Brachiopoda, Lingulata, Lingulida, Lingulidae. The record is from RefSeq and is a predicted model, not a curated record.